Camelina sativa (false flax) is the source of this 1215-nucleotide messenger RNA. The record is from RefSeq and is a predicted model, not a curated record. NCBI's taxonomy places the organism in Eukaryota, Viridiplantae, Streptophyta, Magnoliopsida, Brassicales, Brassicaceae.
AUGAAUCGCCAUGCUGAUGAGAAUGAACGGUCUAUUGAAGAGAUAUCUGCUCUUCUAUAUGGUCCUACUGCUGAGAGUUUGGUGGUUGCUAAAGUUGAGAAAGCUGAUAAAGGAUCUAGGGGUAAUGAGAUAGUCGCCAAGGAGGUUGAAAAGAAAGAUGGAUCAAGAGUUUCUCUUCCUCUUUAUAGUCCUCCACUUCCAUUUACACAAAGGGUUCUUACAAAAUCUAAAAAGAAAGUGCUCUCAAGUUUCAAAGCUAAUAUGAGUAGAGUUGGAGCACCUUUGCCUUAUGUGGAUAGCUUGUCUCAAGUUCCUCUCCAUAUAGAAUUCAUCAAAGCUAUUCUAGCAAACAGAGAGAAGGUGGAAGAAAUCAUGGAAAUCUUUGAUUCACCAAGUGAACAACAACCCAGCCUAAAAACACUUUCCAAGCUUGAAGAUCCAGGCAGAUUUACUAUACGUUGCUCACUUGGUGUUUUACAACUUGAUGAUGCCUUAUGUGAUUUAGGAGCAAGUGUUAAUGUAAUGUCACUUGAGAUGGUAAAGAGUCUCGGGAUCAAAGACAUGAAGCAGCCCUCUUCUUCCAUCAUGUUUGGAGAUGCUUCCUCAAAAUCUCCACUUGGUUUGAUUGAGAACUAUCCACUCAAGGUUGGUGAUUGCACAGUUCCAACAGACUUCAUGAAAGUAACUCUUCGUCAAGUGAAUCCCAACACAUCCUAUCCUAUCAAACCUUCCUCUACAAUGUUUUGUGGAACAAUCAAUAGUGAAGAUGUGACAACUAAAGAAGAGCAUAGAGACUUGAAUAAUCAACAUCAAGAGCUCCAAGUUGAUACAAUAGGGAUUAAUGAGACUACAAAGCUUGAUGAGGACAUCUUGGAUGGUGAGUGUUUAGACUCUUUAUUUGAUGACCUCAAAGGAGAUUCUAGAGAAGGGGAAUUGGGUCAAGCAAGUAAAGUUGUUGACAAGAAGAAGAGGAAAAAGAAACAAAUCCACCCUCCCACCAUUGUUUCAUCUCCUAUGACUUUGUGUUUGCAUCCCUUGGGGCUUGUUGAUGGAGCAAUAGAGUACAAAGUGACGCACAAAGGUCCUUCUUCACCAUUUGCAAGUGUCAAAGUCAGGCUAGAUCCCAAGUAUCAAUAUGACAAAGAUAAGCUUCAUGACCUUCUCUCAAGUGUCCUCACUAUCAACCUCCACUCUCUUUCCACCAAUUCAACAUGA